Drosophila ananassae is the source of this 609-nucleotide messenger RNA. RefSeq lists its product as uncharacterized. The record is from RefSeq and is a predicted model, not a curated record. The transcript is spliced from 2 exons. The coding region runs from base 149 to 439 and encodes 96 amino acids. NCBI's taxonomy places the organism in Eukaryota, Metazoa, Arthropoda, Insecta, Diptera, Drosophilidae.
UUCGAUAAGCAGGCCAUGGAAGUGGAAUCGAGAGCCCCUGCAUGUGUCAACCUUCAACAUAUUCAGUUUUCUUCCGACUUUCGAGCUAAAUUGUUUCGUUUCCCUUCCUAGUUAAUUUUCUUUUCUAUUUUUUUUUGUAAACGUGGCAAUGGCGGUCCGGAUCUUCAGUGUCCUGCGGUUGGCCAAACUCGUCCCAAACCGAUUUGGCUGUCUCCAUCGUUCGCUGAAUCCUGUGAAUCCUGCGAUUCCUGUUUGUGGCAUGAGCAGCAAGAAGGGUAAAAAAGAUGGCUGCGAAAAAGCAAGAAAAUCCUGCGGUAGCAACCAGUUUUUUGGUGGCUGCUUUAAAAAGGAAGAGCCGUACAGGAGAGAGAAUAAGAAGGAGAAGGGCAAGCGCUGCCGGGAUCCUUGCAAGGAUGGUCCUUGCCGACCCGGAAAAUAGAAAAUCCUAAACACCACUUAAGCUCCAGUCCGAUUUUUGGAUAUCAGUGCCAUACCACCAAUGCCAUAGUUUCCAUAGUUCAUAGAUCACAUUCGAAUGUUCAAUAAUACGCAAAAUCAAAUUCCGUGCUCAAUACCAAAAAAAAUAAUACGCCAAGCUUCAAAAACAAA